Messenger RNA from Adineta ricciae, 780 nucleotides. The record is from the annotation of a GenBank genome assembly. Lineage: Eukaryota; Metazoa; Rotifera; Eurotatoria; Adinetida; Adinetidae.
AUGGCUGAUAACGAUCAAUAUCGAAGUCAAUCACAAACUCGUGUAACACCACCACCACCAAGACGAGAGUCUGAACUCAGAACGAACUCCGCUCAACUUCAACAACCACAUGCAGGUUCAAACCGACAAGACGCCGAACAUAGUUUAAAUUUGUUGGAACAUUUAUCUGACGAUCUGGCUAAUUUACUCAAUCGAACAGAUAUUAGCGAUUGCUUUCUCAAAGUUGACGGAACUUUUAUGGCUGUUCAUAAAUGUAUUCUUGCUGCUCGUUCAAAUGCCUUUGCCGCUGUUAUUUCUGGUAAAUUCAAUCGGCUAGAUUCAACCAUACGAGAACAGUUGGAAACGUUAACAGAGAAAGAAAAACUGGUUAUUGUCAUUGAUAAAACUGACCCUGAAAUCAUGAAACAGGUUGUUGUUUUUAUGUACACUGGGAAAUGUGAACUCAACGAAGGCAAUGCAUUUUAUCUUCUCGAAGCUGCUGGUCGCUAUGACAUCAAAGACCUAAAAGUACAUACAGGUCGAUUUCUUGUUAAUCGCAUUGAUUCGAACAAUGUUCUUACAUUGCUCAGAGCAGCGUACAAAUACAACAAUAAAUUGGUCAAACAAUACUGUAUUGAACAUUUUAUUACUCAUGCUAAAGAAGUAAUGGAUCAACAUGAAUUAUGGAAAAAGUUUGCUGAAGAACAACAACCGAUCGUUGCCGAACUUCUGCACUGGCAUGUCAAUCGAGACUUGUUCUAUUCUGAAAAACCUCAAUGGGACGCAAAUUCACGUUGGUAA